This is a messenger RNA of Ilex paraguariensis (yerba mate), 1164 nucleotides long. The record is from the annotation of a GenBank genome assembly. Lineage: Eukaryota; Viridiplantae; Streptophyta; Magnoliopsida; Aquifoliales; Aquifoliaceae.
AUGGACAAUCUCUUUAUGAAAACCCAAGAGAAGCAUAGUCAUGUCAAUUCUGAUCAUGCUCAUGCUCAUGGUUUAUGCAUCCAACUCCCGGAUGAUAUCAUUUUUUCUGAACUGCCUGUGAAAUUUCUCAUGCGAUUCCGGUGUGUUUCUCAAUCCUGGUGUUUCUUUUUUACCCGCAAUGACCCUUCUUGUGUUGACCUCCACCUGUCUCGGCUUGGUGGCACCAAACUCCUAAUCUGUGCUAGGAACAGCCAUUUGCAACGCCAAUGUUUAUUAUUAGCCGACCUUGAGGGAGGUGGGAUCGGUAGGAUCACUCAAUCCUUAACCAUAACCUGUGAAAUAUACUAUAUCGGCAUGUUCGAAAACAUUAAUGGUUUGGUCUGCUGGCACCAUAUUGGUGGUUUCAUUGAGUGGAUCAUAUGCACGUACAUUUGUAAUCCUAGUACUCGUGAAAUCAUGAAACUUCCCAUAGCUCCGCCAAUAACAAAUACCACAUAUGUCUCAUAUCAUUUUGGUUUUGAUCCAUAUUCAAAGGGAUUCAAACUGCUGAACAUUCGAGUCUCAUUAAACUAUGCAUGUUUUUGGAUUCUCACCUUAGGUGAUAACUCAUGGCGACAUAUCUAUCCUGCCUUGCCUUUCGAUUUUGCUGAUGGUGCACUUCCAUGGUUGUUUCGGUUGAAAAACUGUGCAAUGAAAGUAAUAGUGGUUUUUGAUCUGAGAGACGAGGAGUUUCAUGUAAUUCAACUCCCUACUAUGAACAUUUUCCCUGAUGCAGACAUGGUUGUUCUACUUCAAGUUGAUGGACAUUUGAUUCUAGUAACUCCCUGUGAGGAGAUUUGGAGAUUGGAGGACUACGAAAACAAAGUUUGGAUGGAGGAAACUGUUACCAAUUCCACCCCCUUUCAAUAUUGGUGUCUUUGGCGCGGUGGUAAUGUUUUUGCUAUGCCUGCAGGCAAGGACUUGCAAAUGCUGUCUUCAUUAGUGGAAAAUGGAUCACGGCACCACCGCCAUUUAGAGGCACUGUACUAUCAUCCCGAGCAGAGAAGUCUUCUGAAAGUCCAAAUUCCUGAGUUAUCAGAAAGGGGAUUCUCUUUUAUUGAUGGUGUCAUGAGUCAAACCGAAAGCAUCCAAAACCUUCUCUUUCAGCGAGCAAUCAACAAAUGA